Molecule: messenger RNA, 5183 nt
Organism: Tuber aestivum (summer truffle)
Lineage: Eukaryota; Fungi; Ascomycota; Pezizomycetes; Pezizales; Tuberaceae
Source: the annotation of a GenBank genome assembly
CCGACUCAUUCAUAUCGGCGGAAUGGGGCAUGGAGCUUGAGUAGGGAAUGGGUUUUUUAUUUUUAUUUUUGAGGAAUAAAGAUAAAAAUUCCUUUUCGCCUUCUUUUCGCUGCACUGAAUCUUUGGGAAAGGCUUGGCCGUGAGUGUGAUGGGCUUUGUUGGCCUUACAUUCUGAUAUCGGGAUUGGCUUCAAGGCUGGUGAGAUACCGGUGAACUAAGCCGAUAGGUAGCAGGCACAUGCAAGGAGCCACUGCGGAAAAGAUGGAAAUACUGGUAGAGGCAGAGAGUUUGGGAGAGUGAGGAGUACCUUCUAGAUUGCUAAAUAACAUGACUGUGCUAUGAGGGCGAAAUUAUGAAAUGCUCUUUGAGUAUGAAAAUAUGGGGGUCGUUUGAUGGGACUUUGCUCUCCUGUCCGGCUUCGCACUGUUUCUGAUCUGGGACAUUGUCAAAAAAUAACCCCUCUCUUCAGAUUCCCCUUGCAGAAGACGAAAAAGAAGUCUACUGAUAAACAAUUCUUGAGAUCAGGUUGGUAGCAUUGCUGGGUUUGUGAUUUCACCUCACGGAUUAGAUCCGGACAAAUUUCGGGCCCGUCAGGAAAGGCAAAAACACAGCUUCCCACGCUUUCUAACCCCUGACACAAGGAGGCCGUGGACAGAAGUUUCUAACGGGAGGCUCGUUGGGGAAAUACCACUUGUUUAUCAGGGAACGGCCUGGUGUAAACUAGUCGACUGGGAAUAGCGAGGAUCAGGAAAUAGUCGACCUCAGCCAGAAAGCCUGGGGCGGACCCCCCCCACUGGGCCAGUCUUCCGCGGGACCUACCGCCUCUCUCACGUUAUCGUGCAUUAAGCCUGACUACCGCUCCUCCUAACAGCCGCUCGGUGACAAGCCCUGUCAAACCGAAACCCCACAACUUGGACCAUUUUCUCCACCUCACAGAGCCUCCUAAGCUGGUAAUGCUCGCUCGCCCUUAACUCCAACUCCCCAUCACAGCACUCCUCGGGAAACGACUAUUUUCGAGAUGCCGCCACCCCUGCGCGCCUCCUCCUCUAGGGGGUCGCAUUCGGACGGAGAAGAUUCGAUCGAGGACGAUGAUGAGGAGGUACAAUUGGUUUGUGCUCACUUUGUAUUUGGUUAUCUUGGGGAUUUUAGGCGGAUAACUCCUGAUCCCGAGCCUUUUUGGCGAUAGUGUUAACGUUGAACAGGUUGCCGGUCGUACGCCAAAGCCUCCACCAUCACUUCCACGUCCAGAUCUGUUGGUCCACAAAAAGGAGGAGCUACAACAUCUACCCAACGAUCGCUUAAGGUACUUCACUCUUCUAUUGAUGGUUUGCUUGAUGUUUGGUUGCUGAUGAGGCCGGUCAGCAAAAAAUGUGUGAGCUCAACCGCCGUUCCGAUUCCAGUUCCCGGAAGCGCAAGAGGUGGCAGACCUGGUGGGCCGCCGCUGGUAUGUUCACUCAAAUCUCACUUAUACCACAAGGCGCAACGUCUGAUACUGGCGCAGGGGGGCGCUUACGGGCCUGUGAACACACUCAACAAACCACAAAAUUCACGCUCUCCCGUACAAAACAAGCGGAAGCUGACACAAUCCGAGGCGUUGGCUGACGGACCCUUUCGCCCCAAGAGGCAGAGAGAGGAGGAUUCAAUCGUACUGAGGGAUUUAUCUAAGGCUGCAGGGAGCUCCUCGUUUACGAUAAAUGGUACCUGUCGCCCUCCGCCUCGUGGAAUUGGUUUUAACAAACCUUCAGAUAGUGAUGCGAAGAAAUCAAAAUAUUUCUCUCAAACGGCAAGAGAUGCUACGUCCGAAGUUAUUCGGAGCAGCUCGCGGGCGGCGAGUGAGGAAACCAGUGAUACAGCCGAUUCGUUUUCGGCUCUUGUAAAGUCUAUACCUGUAAUGCCCGUCCAUAAGGGUUCACGGAUGCGCGAUGUCUCUUGGGUCUCAGAAAGCAGCGACCCGCAACACACUAGGUGGAAGGCCACACCAAAGCGAACUCAAGCUCGAUCAAAAAGGACUGUUUUCUCUCUUACCCGUUUUCAGCGGGGCUCAACUGUUGCGGCAAACGAAUGUUCUCAUUCGAAUUGUAGAGGGCUGGUAAUUGAAAAGUCCGACGCAAAGGGUUCGAAGGAAUACAAAGUAAUGCAUGGGUUUGGGGAGAUUAAGAGUUUGACCUUCCGGGUUGACAAGAUUCGAAAGAUAUAUGUAUGCUCUAUUCCGUGCGCGUUGGACUCUCACUCUCGCCUCAUACUUAUUUCGGGAUACUGAAUAUGAAUAGCUAGGGAGCUCAAAGAAGUGUGCGAUCGAUCUGAGGAGGGAACUGAGUGAGUAGCCUGCCAAUCUUUGCUGGGUAUUGUCCUGAUAUUUUACAGGUUCAGAGUCGCAAUCCCGCAUCAUGUUCACGUUUAGAAACGAGAGUGAUAGCGAGGCGUUUGUGCAGGAUGCGGGGUUGGAAGAUCUGGAGGCUAAGUUUAGGAUUGAACAAUGGUGGGAGGUUCGAGUGAAGAGUCACGAACUUUGGGUGCGGAAAGAAAAAGAAAGGUUAACCCAAGAGCUGGUUAUUGAACCGGUAGUUGAGCGCAGCCCGCCAGCGCGUUUUCAAACUAGAAAACAGUCGACCGAGAGGGGAGUUACGUCCGAUCCAUUUGAAGUUGUGAUUCCAGCAGACCCAAAGAAGCCGCUUCAACAAACCAAGCGUCUCACAAGGAGAAAUGCUAUUUCGAGCAAUAUUGAGGUCUCUGAAAAGAUUGGGGAGUUCCAAGAGAUUGGGAAGUCUGAAAAGGUUAAGCGUCGGCGAGGGAGCCUUACGGACGAGGUCGCGAGGUAUGGGAAACGGCCGCUGGUUAGCUUUUCAUAUCACGUUCUAACGUAAAACCUUAGGGAAUCUCGGUCACCUAAAGUCCGCAGGCUAGAACUUCCCAAACCUAAAUGGCGUUCCUCCCUGGUAUAUCCCUUUGAGGGUCCCAAAAGACAAGUGGUGGAGUAUGAAGAUUUGGCUCGGCUUGGCGCCGAGGAAUUUCUCAACGACAAUCUCAUCAAUUUCUACCUGAGGUUGGCCUUUUCCUGAUAUUCCCUUGAAUUAUUUACUGAGAAUCGGAAAAGGUACAUUGAGGUAGAGUUGCAAAAGAGAGACCCUGAUUUGGCCAAGGAGACCUACUUUCUCAACACAUUUUUCUAUGAAAUUCUCGCUAGAAAGGGUGGGAAAGGGUGAACAUGAUUCAAUCCUAAUAUGGAAAGGCGUCUACUGACAAUCUGGAAAGCAAGAAAAAUUUUGAUAGUGUGUUGAAAUGGACCGCCAAAGUGGACUUGUUCAAUAUGAACUAUAUUGUCAUCCCCAUCAAUGAAGCGUAUGCACUCCUGCCAGGCGAAGAGAGGGAAGAGAAAUAUACUGAUUACUUAGUUCUCACUGGUACCUUGCUAUCGUAUGCAACCUCCAGAACUUGGAGCGCAGGUUACGGAACGGUGCUUCCAUGUCGCCUGCCAGUGCCGGAGCCAUUGAUCUGGAGUCUUCAUCCGCAACACUGGCUGAUGAUCGAGACGAUAAAGAAGGGGAUCAUGAUAAGUUGGUUCACUUGUCUGAUUCUGAAGAAACGGUGGCGCAGAAACAAGCAAGUGCCGAAGCGACUGUUAUAGGCGACGACUCUAGGGAUAUAGGAACAGUGGAGGGCAGUCUUGAACAGAUGUCACUUGACGAGGAUGAAUGGCCAAAAGAGGACUUGGAUGAGCCUUUAGACCCUCACCAGGCUGUGAUGAUGGGGGGCCCUGCGGCUGAACUCGCUACACCAAAGGCUGCUAAAGGGAAAGCGAAAAUUGAACGACCGAACAGGAGAAGUGUGCCGGCCGAUACGUAAGUUAACUCUGCAACAUUCGGUCCGGCUUGAAUUAUGCUGACCUGCAAAGGCCGGCUAUCAUCAUCCUCGAUUCUAUGGGGUAUGGUUCAAGUUCCCGGCCGGCAACAAUCAGAAACCUUAGAGACUACUUGGCUGCGGAGGCCCUUAGCAAGAGGAGUCUAGAAAUUACAAGAGGUGAUAUCGAUGCUACCUACGCAAAGGUUAGUACCAAAAUCUAGUAAGAGCUAAUUUCGGAGGCUAACGCGGGUGAUUAGGCUCCCAACCAGAACAACUACUACGAUUGUGGGCCGUAUCUCCUUCAUUAUGUUGAGAGGUUCUUUGAGCAGCCCAGGGAAUUUGUCGCCGCAUUUCUGGCUAGGGAGGAUGUGAAGCUAGAUAAAGAGCUUUGGCGAAAAGAUGAAAUCAAGGGGAUGCGAUCCAAGAUUUUCGAUGUGAUUGUGGGUUUGCGGGAACAAUUCGAAAUCUUUGAGCUUGCCAAAGCGACAGGAGAGGUGAAGGGAAAUGGCUUGAAGAAGAGUGACAGUGAGGGGGAAGCGGUGGUCACGGGUAAAUGUAUGGAAGCUGAGGUCUCAGUUCGCGAGGGAGAGGAUGCAGCAGUGGAGAUACGGGAUGGAGACUGCGUUAUGGAAGAAAGGGGAGCUAUCCUAGAUGCCCCAUCGAAAGCAUCAAGUUUGUCAUCACCAAAGUCGGUUGUGAAUGUCUCGAGAUCCCUUGCCUCGAGGCCCCAGAGGAGGAGGGACGAGGACUCUUCAAGAGCAGGGGAAGUUUUAGGUAUACGGAGCAAGCCCGGAAUCGGUGGAGUGGCCUGAAUUGGCCGAGGAGGUAGGAUCGAGUGGAUAGGGGUGAGCUGGGUCAUUUUCUGUGCGGAUUUCUUUUUCCUUUUAUCGCUGAUACGUGCGUUUCUCGGAUAUUUUUCUGUCUCUAAAUAAGUCAUUGCAUCCUGGUGGAGUUUCUUUUCUUUUCUUUUUUUCCCUUUCAACUUUCCUUUGCUUAUUCCUUUGUUUUAUUCGGCACGUUCAGAUAAAAAGCAUUUCUUACUCUCCGGCGUUCAGUUGAAUGGGCUUUCCCCUCUUUUUCCUUGAUACUUUUUUACCCUGGAUCGCAUUCAUAUUCUAGCUAUUUUUAUCAUGAACUUCUCUUCCUUUCCUCCCCUCUUUCUUUUUUGUCUCAUGUACCGGUAGGUGUGGUGAUGGUGUUGCAUGUGCGUGUAUGGCUGGUGUGUAUGUAUCAUAAACCUUUUUCCCACCACCGUCACCAUCACCAUCACUAUCACUAUCGUGCCCCGGAGUUCCUGAUAUAAUGGCUUAGGAGGAAAUAAAGGGAACCUAAGAUUGCAAAGC